CAUCCACCUUAGACAUUUUACCAUUGUUGGCGCCAGCCAUCUCAUUUUUAAAUAUACUUUGUUUUGGAUUAUUGUAAUCCCUAAUCCUACUCCCACGCUCCUUGCAAACCCAGUCCUGUUCUACUCCUAUGAUAGAAAGGUCCUCACGUCUCUCUUUUCUCAUGCUUUUUCUCCCGUAUUAAUAAAAAAGUCUUUAAUCAUGAAAAACCCUCUGUGCUGCUGCAUCGAUCUCUUCCACCUGAAUCAUCGGAUAUUCUGCGACGAAGUCAGAGGAAUCGGGCCCGAGCUCCCUACGCUUCUUGCAGCCGGCAUCUGAAGGAAGGUGAAACCGAUGAAGAAUACAUUAGAGCUGUUAUCGAAAAAUGGAGCUACAUACAAAAAUGCUUUUACGACUACGCCGAUUUGCUGUCCAAGUCGUGCAUCUUUAUUAACCGGCUUAUACCAACACAAUCACCAAGUCAAAAACAACACUUUAGAUGGAAAUUGCAGCAGCAAAGAAUGGCAGACACAUUUCGAGGGGAAUACUUUUGCCACAUACUUGAAAGAAAUAGGCUAUAAUACUUUUUAUGGAGGAAAAUACUUAAAUCAGUAUGGUCAUGUCAAAGCAGGUGGCCCAGAGCACAUUCCUAAAGGAUGGGACACUUGGAUCGGUUUAGUAGGAAAUUCAAAGUAUUAUAAUUAUAGACUGUCCAUUAAUGGCAAGACAAAAUUUAUGAAUAACGAAUACUUGACAAAUGUGCUUGAAAAAUAUGCACUCAACUUUCUUUCAAAUGUUAAUCAUUCCAGUCCAUUUUUGAUGAUGGUUGCCCCGCCUGCACCACAUGCUCCUUUUACUCCUGAACCAAAAUAUAAUGGUUCAUUCUUAAAUGAAAAAAUUCCAAGAGAGCCUCACUUUAAUUAUGGACAUAAUCAGGAUAAACAUUGGUUUAUGAGAAUGAAGCCAGCACCUUUGCCUUCAGACAUCAUAAGAGAUUGUGAUCAUAAAUUUUCAGAAAGAUGGGAAACCCUUUUAUCUGUUGAUGACCUUGUAAAAUCGAUUGUUGACAAAUUAAGCGAUAUCGGCCAAUUGAACAACACAUACAUAUUUUAUACAUCUGACAAUGGUUUCCACCUUGGGCAGUUCAGCAUGCCUUGGGACAAGAGGCAAUUUUAUGAGUUCGACAUUAGAAUACCUUUCAUUGUUAGAGGUCCAGGUAUAGAUAAAAACAUCACUGUUACAAAACCAACUCUGCUUAUCGAUGUCGCUCCAACAAUACUGAACUUGGCUGGUUUGAAUGGAGCCAGCAUGGAUGGAAUACCAUUUUUACCCAUAAUUAAGGAUUCGAAACAACCCAGUCUGAAUGAUGAUAGGUCAUUUUUAAUCGAGUAUCAGGGAGAGAGGAGUUUGGCACAAAAUGUAGAAUGUCCCAAUCUAGAUGUUGGUGUUUCAGAAUGCUUCAAAGAGGUUCAAUGCAAAUGUCAAGAUGCUGCAAACAAUACUUACAAUUGCAUUCGUUCAUUUGGACAAAACAGUGACACCGUUUACUGUCAAUUUUUUGACAAUGAGAACUUCGAAGAAGCCUAUGAUUUGCUGAAAGAUCCUUAUCAGCUGAAGAAUGCCGUUGCGAGUAUUCCUGAACAUGAAAAAUUACAGCUAAAGUACAAACUGAACUAUCUGAAGUAUUGUAGACACUCACAGUGUAAUGAUAUGAAUUUUGGAAUGAAUCCUGUUACUAUAAUUAACAAAUGAACAAAAUAUAAAUUGUAAAAUUACUUAAUCAACAUUAUAUAUGUCAAAUAAAUAUGAAAUGUUUAUAUAA
Messenger RNA from Cimex lectularius (bed bug), 1799 nucleotides. RefSeq names its product N-acetylglucosamine-6-sulfatase-like. Gene Ontology annotation, molecular function: glycosaminoglycan binding; N-acetylglucosamine-6-sulfatase activity. The coding region runs from base 332 to 1729 and encodes 465 amino acids. The record is from RefSeq and is a predicted model, not a curated record. NCBI's taxonomy places the organism in Eukaryota, Metazoa, Arthropoda, Insecta, Hemiptera, Cimicidae. Gene Ontology annotation, biological process: glycosaminoglycan metabolic process. The transcript is spliced from 8 exons.